Kwoniella botswanensis is the source of this 417-nucleotide messenger RNA. RefSeq lists its product as uncharacterized. Gene Ontology annotation, cellular component: cytoplasm; nucleus. Gene Ontology annotation, molecular function: protein tyrosine phosphatase activity. The coding region runs from base 1 to 417 and encodes 138 amino acids. The record is from RefSeq and is a predicted model, not a curated record. The transcript has 8 exons. NCBI's taxonomy places the organism in Eukaryota, Fungi, Basidiomycota, Tremellomycetes, Tremellales, Cryptococcaceae.
AUGUCAUUUAGUUUGCCAUACAGAUACAUAAAUGCUGAGCAAUUGGCAGAAAUCAUCAAAUCGAAACCUGCUUCAGCUCUCAAAGAAUUCGCUGUAGUCGAUGUGCGAGAUAGUGAUUUUGUUGGAGGUAAUAUAGUCUCGGCGUUGAAUUACCCUAGUGAUACGUUUCAUGCUACCGUCGAUGAGUUGGUACAGAAAUUGCAGAAUGUACCCAAAGUGAUAUUCCAUUGCGCCCUCUCACAAGCUCGAGGUCCCAAAGCUGCUCGAAUAUACGCUGAGACUCGAUCUCAUGCCCAUCCCGAACCAGCUAUACAACAGGAGAUAUUCGUCUUGCGAGAUGGUUUCUCAGGCUUCCAAUCGAAAUAUAGGCACGACCCAGAGUUGAUCGAGAAGUUUAACAAGUAUUAUCAUGACUAG